Suillus bovinus is the source of this 2254-nucleotide messenger RNA. RefSeq names its product Alpha/Beta hydrolase protein. The record is from RefSeq and is a predicted model, not a curated record. Lineage: Eukaryota; Fungi; Basidiomycota; Agaricomycetes; Boletales; Suillaceae. The transcript is spliced from 4 exons. The coding region runs from base 8 to 1795 and encodes 595 amino acids.
UUAGUUGAUGCAACCCGUCACGGGUAUGUCUCCUUUUCAUGUUGUUCCUGUUCAACUGCUAAAGUGCUCGUUCAGCCCAAUAUGCCCACAACCUGACCGGAAAAGUUUUGAAGAAGAGCUCAUUGGUCUUGACGACUGUGAUAUCCCAAGACAAGUCUUCAAACAGGAUGAGUUCGAGUGUCUCAAUUUGAACAUCACCUGUCCUGCUGGCCAUCACCGUACAUCACAAGUUCCGGUUAUGGUCUGGAUCCAUGGCGGAAGCAACCGUGGUUGUGGCUCAAGUUGGAUCUAUGAUGGUGGCGCUCUUGUCAGAAAGAGCAUUUGUAUUGGCUUUACCAAUCUGCAGUGGUAUUCAUUCAUGGUUAGCUUUCGCAUAGGAGUAUUCGGUGUUGCCGCAAACAUGCAAUUGGCAGAAGAUAACAGAGCAGCAGGCGACGAAGGUGUGGGCAACUAUGGCCUGCGCGACCAACGUCGUGCUCUGGAAUGGGUGAACCGUUUCAUCGCAGAUUUUGGCGGAGACCCAUCCAAUGUCACCUUAUUCGGACAUUCUUCGGGAGCAGCAGACAUCAUCGCUCACCUGUACUCCAAUGCCAACUUGACUUGCCCUCUAUUUUCUCGGGCAAUUGUUCAAAGCGCUAUCAUCGAGCACAAUCCUCCAGAACCACAUUCAGCUGGAUGGCAACUGUCUAAAGCAUUGGCUCCACUGCAUGCCUCUUCCGUCACACAACUUCGUGCUAUAAAUCCUGAGACACUUGUCAACAUCAAUCUUCCCUUUCGCGCUGUCGAUGACGGCGUCUUCUUCAGAAAGGGAUUCAAAGAUUUCCUCUUUCCACACUCAGAAUCAGAAGAACAUUCCAGGGGUCAUCUUGACAAAGGUUUGAAUACGCUGCGGUCUGCCAUUCGCAAGGCAAAAAGCCCGCACCCAAUGAGCAACCAUGUGCCUAUCGCUCCCCCUGCAUCCACCCCUGGUCUCCAGCCUCUCCUUAUCGGUGACUGCGCAUGUGACUCUUCUCUUUGGUCUCAGCCUGCGCGCAACUGGGCUGCUCCUGCUGUCGUGCGACGAAUUCGUGCGAUCUGCCAGUCUAUCACCAAGUCCUCUGUUCUUCUUAAUGCUUAUGAAAUAAGCUCGCACAUUUUUACGGAAGACCUUACCGAGCGAUUACUUGAGAUGGUGGAGGAUGCACGCAUAGCGUGGCCCACGGAGUGUGUUGUUCAAGCUGCGCAGAAGAGUGGUCGACCGAUCUGGCGGUAUAUAUUUGAUCAGGAGGGUCCUACGCAGGGGAUGCCCCACCAUGCAGCAGAUUUGGUAUACUUGUUCGACAACAUCCCACUCCCAUUAUCACCUUCGUCCUCACCUACUGCUUUUGAUGAUGACGAGCCGCUUCCAUCACUCCCAUCGUCAAGAUCGAGCACUGCUGACAUGAGCGAAAUCCUUGACAAGACGUGCACCCUCGACAAGCUUGACCUCAUGGAUAUCGACAACAUCUCUUUCGGCUCAGAGUCGAGUUUCAGCGGGUGGACCCAACCCGUCGUUGACGAGUUGAUGUAUGCCCGUGUACGAGACGCGAUACAGGAACGGUGGAUCACAUUCGCGCACGGAGAGCGGCCAUGGGACAAUUCUCAUGGCAAGGUGUACGUUUUUGGCCCUGAGGGCGAAACAGGCGAGCGAAGUGCAAGCAUCUUUGGAGGCAGGCGGCGUCAAAAGCUUUGGGAGGAUGUGCUGAAGCCUUUAGGCAUGACGCUUGUGCAAAAGGUUGCACAAGAGCUCAGCAAUGGGCCUGGGCUGGCGCGGUAGUUGCCGUGAGUUCAGCCGCGUACCAUGAUGUCUCAAAAGCGCAUGUCGCACAUGAUUUGGAUUGUUCAUAUCUGCAGUGAUAAAGGGAUCAUCUGUUGGGUUGCGAGGCUGGUCUGUGUUGUAUCUUUCUUUCCUACUACCAAGGGUCUCUCGUACAUGGUCGAGCUCCCCAUUUAAUGUAUCGCAUUAUAUGUCUACGGUCAUAGUCACACUCAUCUAAGUUACUUCGGAAUACACAUGUAUUUAAUCAUUGCAUCAAUCUCAAAUACAACGCAGCAGCAUAACGCGAAGGCGAUAUCCACUGUACAUGGACAGACACAUCAUACAUGAUGGCUUUUGAGCUUGAUCAAGAAUUACGCGCAUAAACGAAUUGUAAAUGAUCAAAGAUACACAAGGACGUACUGAUCGACUCAUUUUCACGUCUGAGAACAUUUGCAGUUGAAAGAAGUUCGGCGUGCU